Messenger RNA from Clupea harengus (Atlantic herring), 1503 nucleotides. RefSeq names its product collagen, type IX, alpha 1b (gene col9a1b). The record is from RefSeq and is a predicted model, not a curated record. Gene Ontology annotation, molecular function: extracellular matrix structural constituent conferring tensile strength. Gene Ontology annotation, biological process: extracellular matrix organization. The transcript has 25 exons. NCBI's taxonomy places the organism in Eukaryota, Metazoa, Chordata, Actinopteri, Clupeiformes, Clupeidae. The coding region runs from base 69 to 1415 and encodes 448 amino acids.
ACCCAACUAAUUCCAGAAAGCGGAGUUUUUCGCCUUUCUAGACAGACGGAGAGACCACGGCCUUUGCCAUGGAUUGUCGCGGGCCGCUUUGGGUGCUUUUGUUGGGGAUAUUUCUGAUUUGCUCCGCUCAAAGAAAUGGGGGCCCCGCUGGUCCAGCAGGUCCUGCUGGAGUCCCUGGAAUUGAUGGCAUUGCAGGCGACAGAGGCGAUGAUGGUGAAGAUGGCCCACCUGGUCCCAAUGGAGAUGGGGGUAAAGCAGGCUCUUCAGGACUACCUGGGCUGCCUGGAGCUGACGGAUUGACCGGCCCUGUCGGAGACGCUGGACCAGACGGCCCUGCUGGACAGAAGGGAGAGCCUGGCAAAAAUGGACCUCGUGGCUCAGCUGGUAUUGGCCCAGAUGGAUCCUCUGGACCACCAGGGCCAGGAGGCCUUCCUGGUGAAUUGGGCAAAGUUGGACCUCUCGGAUCCAUGGGUGUGCAAGGACCUCCAGGACCCAGGGGACCCACCGGAGCCAGAGGGGCUGCUGGUGCACAGGGUGGCGCUAUGGAAAUGUGUACCGGUGCCUGCCCAUCUGGGUCAUCUGGCCACCCGGGCCUUCCAGGCAUGAAGGGCCACAAAGGUGGGAAGGGAGAGGCUGGAGAGCCUGGAAAACAAGGACACAAGGGAGAAGAGGGAGAUCAGGGAGCGUCCGGAGAUGUCGGAGCCCAAGGCCCAACGGGCCCUCAGGGAAUCCGGGGAUCCACGGGAAUGAUGGGCCCCAAAGGUGAACUGGGAGCUCGAGGCCAUGACGGAGAUCCGGGUACCCAGGGUGUCCAGGGGGCCACAGGUGACCAAGGCCAGAGGGGAGUGGUGGGAGAGAGAGGUCCCAAGGGAGAUCAAGUAAGACAUCAAAUGAGCAUACUAUACUUGAUUGUUAUUUAUGUGCAGUGGCCUUUGAUGGUUUGUUUACCAAUCAUUUUGCCAAUACUAUUUUCAUUGCACUCCAGGGUGGUCAAGGGUCAAGGGGCAUCACUGGUCUUCCAGGAUCAAAGGGCGAUGGUGGUCUACCUGGUGUGGAUGGCCGUGAGGGUAUACCUGGUAUGCCAGGUUCAAAGGGCAGCUCAGGAAAAUCUGGCACUCCUGGUGAGGUUGGACUUCAGGGACUUCCUGGGUUACCAGGUGUACCAGGACCCAAGGGCAUGGGUGGAGAGAAGGGCGGUUCUGGGGAUCCUGGCCUCCUUGGAACAAUGGGCUCUGCAGGCAAAUUCGGCGAGCGAGGAGAACAAGGAGAAAUCGGCCCGCUUGGACCUAUUGGAAUGCCCGGUGAUGGUGGAGAGCAGGGACCUGAUGGGCCAGCUGGAAAACCAGGUGCCAGAGGGCCCAAAGGUGAUCUCGGCUUGCCUGGCCUUCCUGGACCCUCUGGCCUCCCUGGAGUGAAGGGUGAUAGAGGCGAUGGUGGUGACCUUGGCCCGAAGGGAGAGCAGGGACAACAAGGUGCAGAGGGAACCCCUGGAGACAAAGGAGA